Messenger RNA from Epinephelus moara (kelp grouper), 3867 nucleotides. RefSeq names its product protein FAM83A (gene sack1a). The transcript has 6 exons. NCBI's taxonomy places the organism in Eukaryota, Metazoa, Chordata, Actinopteri, Perciformes, Serranidae. Gene Ontology annotation, biological process: epidermal growth factor receptor signaling pathway. Bases 59 to 2305 code for a protein of 748 amino acids. The record is from RefSeq and is a predicted model, not a curated record.
AUCAUGCACAGCACAGCCCAACUGCAGUGAGCCAGAUUAGCAUUCAAGUCCAUCAUCCAUGGAUGAGAGCAGUGUUUCGGUGCUGUGGUACAGGACAUCAAAACCCCUAGGGAAGGUGAGGCGAAGGGUUCAAGACCUCCGCAUCCCAUCCUCCUCUUUCAGUGACUAUAAAACCAACAGACCCGCGUUGGACCUGAGCCACAAUGAGAGCGCUCGACUGGCAGUGGACACUCUGCUCAGCGGGGGCUUAGAGGAAUACCACGAGGUGCUGACGGCGGAGGGAGAAGUGGACUUUCUAUCAGAUCAGGAGAAGAUUUACAUCCUGGAAAAUGGGACCGAUGGCAAGACAGCAGAACUUGGUGCAUCUGAUGAUGAUGAUGAUGAUGAUGAUGACACAGACUUUGAGAACUCGUCCGCUGGCUCCCAGACUGCCACACAAUGUCCCACAGUGUCCACAGACAGUGAUCCUACUGUGGCAGGUGUGAAGUGGAAUGAUCCUGUCCUGGAUGAGCCCUCCACUGUGGUUUAUUACCAGUCUGGCAGCAGAGCAGCCAGCAUGAAAGACCUGGUCAGGGAGUUCAUCAGAAAGGCUAGAAUGGCCCUGGCCAUAGUGAUGGACAGCUUCACUGACGUAGAGCUGCUGUGUGACCUUCUGGAGGCGAGCAGGAAGAGGAAUGUGUCUGUUUAUCUGCUGCUGGAUCAUCUCAACCUGAAACUGUUCGUUAGCAUGUGGCAGGACCUCAAACUCAAUGGCAAAAACUUCCCUAAACUUUCAGUAAGCAGCGUCCAAGGACAGACAUACUGUACCAAGACGGGCAGGAAGCUGACCGGUCAGAUUGCAGAGAGUUUUAUCAUCACUGACUGGACUGAGGUGCUGACUGGCUCAUACAGUUUCUCCUGGCUGUCCUGGCAGGUCCAUCGCAGUUUUGCUGUUCUUAUCAAGGGCAGCCCGGUCAUACCUUUCCAUCAGGAAUUCCUCAGGCUGUACUCCAGCUCCAAACCAGUCCCUGGCUUUGUCACUUUUAUCACUGUGCCUCACACUCUCCCUCUUUACACCACAUCAUGUGCAGCUCAAAAUGCUAACACUGAUGGCAGUGAAUCAAAAUCAAGCCCAACAACAAUGUGCCACACGACUCAGAAUGGAGAUGCUCAGAAUACUCAGACCAAAGCAAAAAUGCUGGUUUUAUCCAGUCCACAAAGUGCAGAAAUCUACCCAAGUGUGGAUAAUUCCCAGCCUCUACACAGAGCAGGCAAUGGUACACAAAUACAUGAAAAACCUCAAAUGUUGCACCCAAAACCUCCUGUUCAAGCAGAAACACUGCAGAGUGUAUCUGUGGGAAAGCCAAAGCAUACAGUGGGAGCUGUCUGCACACAGCAUGGUGCACAAACUGGUGUGAAACCUCUGGAGAAGAAUCAAAACCAGACACAGAGUCACUCAAACCCUCUCAGUCAGACUCAAGUCUCAAACGUUCAGUCUCAGCUCAAAAGCCUUACUAUCACCACUCCAGCUGAUAAGAGAAAGAGGGCUCAAGAGUCAAACCCUUUGCACACUGCUCCCCACACAAACGGACAGCACAGGAGUGUCAGCUAUCAAUCAGCUUUCAAGAAAAAUCAUGAGCACCACAAUGUAGGUACUGAAGGUAUUUUCUUUCGACAGAGGAACAGGGACAGACUCAAAGAGCCUCUGGGGAUUGCUGCAGGUCUAAACACACAAAGACGACAAUGGAACUACCUUUUUAACUUUAAACCACAGGUGGACUUUCUAUCUGAUAAACCCAAAGUCCUGCCUCCUCCCACAUCACAGCAGAAACAAGCAAAGACAGGCCUGCAGUUCCGUUUAACCCAACCAAGAGGAUGCACAUCUGGGCAACAAACUAAAUUGUCCACUUUAGGACCCAGGAGGCAGGAUCAGCCCCAGAGGAACCACCAACCUUCGCUCCCGUCACACAGAGCCACAGAGGCUCCAAGGUCAAAGUCAGCAUCAGCAGCCACAAGAGCUCAUCUUAAACUUCAGCUGCAGCCCGACUCCAAGCUGUUCUUACCAAGUACACAUCUACAGCCCCACACCUCCCAGCAGGCGAGGCCCCCUCCAAAACUAAAUUGGAUGACCCAGAGUCGUGCUGAAAGACCCAGACCUGUGACUCGCCACAACUCCUUCGACGCCACCUACGGGACGGGACAGAUGUUGGGCGGACAGGUGGGCAGGAGGCCAUUGCACAGCAGCAUGAAUACACCACUAAGAAGGAGCAAGAGCAUGAAUGACAGACACUCAACACGCCUGAAUCCAAACAUAACUAAGACCUGACAGAAGAAAUGUAAGUUUGACCUUUGGUGUUAUUUAAACUGACAAACUUGGACACAUCUAUUCACCCUCACACAGGCACACAUAUAAUCAGGUCAAUAAAACAUCUGUUCAUAUGAAACAUGCAGAAUAUUCUACUGUGUAAAGCUUCUGAAAUUUAUACUAAACUGGUAGGCACUGGCACUGGUAUUUAAACAAAAUUGUGAAAUAAGAUAAAUGAACAAAAUGUUGAUUUAAUUUUACAAAAUAAUCAAGGGUUUUGGUUUACUAAUAUGUUUUAAAAUCUGUGAGCCUUCUCUCAAAUAUAGUGGAACUAGAUGGCACUCAGCGUGUGCUCAGAGCGCCAAACAAUACAUUUAAAAAAACUCAACAGCAAUGUCUCUUUACAGAAAUAAUGACUCAGUGGCUCACGAUAAUCUACAAACUUUGUUGUGAGCAGUUUUAUGUAGGAACUAUUUUCUUCCUAUCGAACUACACCCACCAGCAAUAUCCCCAUGCAGAGAGAAGCAUGCAUCUACUCAUGGGCAAGAGGCUGGUGGUCGUGGCAGCACGAAAUGUAAACACUGAUGCCGUUCUCUUCGGCUGAGCUGUAACGUUAGCAAGCUUAGUGGUGCUAGGUGAGCUAGCAGUAGAUGCACACUUCCUUCUGCAUGGUGAUACGGUUGGCAGGUGUAGUUUGGUAGAAAGAAAAUAGUUCCUACAUGAAACUGCUCACAACAAGGUCUGUGGAUUAUCUUGAGUGACAGGUCAUGAUUUCUGGAAAGGGACGUUGUAUUUUUGUUUGUUUUUUUGGCGCUUGAGCACCACAAGCCAAGUGCCACCUAGUUCUAUUAUAUUGGAGAAAAGGCAGACAUCUCUACAGCUGAUGUCUCAACACUUGGAAACUCACACCUAAUCAAUCUAGAUUGACUAGAGAAAACAUAUGUCUUUUUGAUUUUUUUUUUGUGUGUGAACUGUCCCUUUAAAAAGAUUGUGUGUGGGCAGAAUAUUCAGGGGAUAUUCUAGUGUUCAUUUUUUUUAACGGCUCUGCACACCCACACAAGUGUUUUCAGUUAUUGACUGAUUAGAGCUGCUCAGGUUAAAGCUGGGUGAUGUCACUUCACCAUAAUGAUUAAUAUUAUAUAUCAGAUAUGACAGAACUAACAGGGAGGGAGACGUCAAUCAUGCAGCGUCUGAAGAGGUCUAAUCAGGCAGUUAAGUGAAAACAUCUGUGCAAGUGUACCUCAUGUUGGGGCUUUUAUAUCCAUGUAAAAGAAGAGAAUAAACUCUCCUCUAACCAACUGCUCUUUAUUAUUCUAUAAUUUACUUUACAGCCGAGGAAAUACUGUUUUAUUAUUCUGCUAUAAAAACUGUUAAUGCGGUGUUUCUGUUACAGUGGAAAGUUUAUUAUAGUAAAUGAAAAGGUGCCAGUCGUGAGGGAUGAUUCAGGGAACAGCUAACGUUGGAGGCAGACAGCUCCAUAACUGUGGCGAUAAAGGCAUAAAUUAUAAGUGCCAUAUAAUAACAGGCCUUUUUCAUGGCAGACAUUUGACUUGUCAUAGCAGAGGCACAGGUGGAACUAAUAA